This is a messenger RNA of Chrysoperla carnea, 706 nucleotides long. RefSeq names its product UDP-glucuronosyltransferase 1A5-like. The transcript has 3 exons. The coding region runs from base 215 to 706 and encodes 163 amino acids. Gene Ontology annotation, molecular function: UDP-glycosyltransferase activity. NCBI's taxonomy places the organism in Eukaryota, Metazoa, Arthropoda, Insecta, Neuroptera, Chrysopidae. The record is from RefSeq and is a predicted model, not a curated record.
UGGUUUUAUUUACUUUAGUCUUGGAUCAAACGUAAAAAGUUAUUUUUUGGAUGAAACAACGAUUGCUACAAUCCUUAAAGUAUUCAAAAGUUUACCUUAUAGAGUUUUAUGGAAAUUUGAUUCUAAGGAAUUGUCUGAUAAACCUGAUAACGUUUUCAUUUCAAAAUGGGUUCCACAACAAACAGUAUUAGAACACAAAAAUAUUAAACUAUUUAUGACGCAAGGGGGUCUGCAAUCAACAGAAGAAGCUAUUCGUGCUCAAGUGCCUUUAAUAAUUAUACCAUUUGGUAGCGAUCAAUUUCAAAAUGCCGGUCGACUUCAACAACUUGGUAUUGGAAAAUGUUUAUCACGAUCUGAAUUAACUGAACAAGUUUUAAACGACACGAUUUAUGAAGUGAUAAAUAACGAUGGUUAUAAAAAAAAUGUUAUUGAAAUUUCGAAUAUUUUAUGGGAUCAACCAACAAAACCCUUGGAUCGUGCUAUAUGGUGGAUUGAAUAUGUGAUUCGACAUAAAGGUGCUAAAUUUUUAAGAAAUCCCGCAUUAGAUGCUCCAUGGUAUCAAGUUGAAUUGUUUGAUAUCUAUUUUUGUAUUUUUUUUAUUUUUAUUUUAGUUAUUGUAAUUAUUUUCAUUAUUUCUAAAAGAAUAAUUUAUUUUAUUAGAUUUAAAAUCUUUAGCUCAAAACGUUCUAAAAUUAAAAGUAAUUAA